AUGGUGCCGUCGCGGUGCGUGAAAAGCGAGUACAUGAAGUGCUUUAAAGAACCGAAAUGGGAGGCGUGCGGCCCCUGCUACCAGGAGUUACUGCGCUACCGCCUGAGUCGACGCCUCUUAGAACAGGCGCAUCGGCCUUGGUUUUGGGAUGAUUGGGAACAGGACGGCAGCCUGAACGGCAGCGGCAGUUCCCCAUCGUCCCAGGGCACUUCCAGCCCUCCAGUUGUCCGCCAGCCAGAGGAGGAAGCGGCGCGUCCUGCAGGAGAAGCCGAAGUCCCCGGCGGAGAUCUGGGUCUCGACAGGAUCGGCGCGCCUGGAGAGGAUGAGGCUUCCAGUCCGGCGCCGGCGGAGCCCCCCGGCGGACCCGAGAUUGAUGGUCAAGGACAAUCCAAAGGGAAGGCUGUUGUCAAGAAAGAUGAAAGGAAAACUGCAGGAAAAGGAAUCGGCAGUUCAACAAGUUGUCCGCAAAAGCAGCCUUUGAGUCAGAAGAGUGCCUCCGGCAGGCAAGGUGACCGAAGAGGAGCAAAAAGCCCACAAAGGACAGAAACAACAUUGGGAAUAAAACACCCAUUUGCUUUAUAUGGCUGGGGUGAAAAGCAGACUGACACAGGCAGUCAGAAGACACACAACGUCCGGGCAUCUGCUUCAGUAAAUGAAAUACACGAAUCUGCAUUAAGAGCAAAGAACAGAAGACAAGUGGAAAAAAGGAAACUACCACAAAGACGGAUACACACAGCAGAAGUAGAAAGAACAUGGAGAACCAAGCCCUCAGGUCCAGACAAUCCAUGGAUGACAGAAUACAUGAGGUGUUACUCAGCACGAGCUCGGUGAUGGGACUU
Messenger RNA from Protobothrops mucrosquamatus (brown spotted pit viper), 839 nucleotides. RefSeq names its product centriole, cilia and spindle associated protein (gene CCSAP). Gene Ontology annotation, molecular function: microtubule binding. The transcript has 3 exons. NCBI's taxonomy places the organism in Eukaryota, Metazoa, Chordata, Lepidosauria, Squamata, Viperidae. Gene Ontology annotation, cellular component: axon; centriole; cytoskeleton. Gene Ontology annotation, biological process: regulation of mitotic spindle assembly. Bases 1 to 831 code for a protein of 276 amino acids. The record is from RefSeq and is a predicted model, not a curated record.